UAUAUAUUUGUAUUUUUAAAACAACAAAGUGGUGUAUUUUUAAAAUAUGUAUGUGCAUGUUUUUAUUGUGCAGAUUAAUUACAUGGAGAAAAUGGGGAAGAAAAGUCCAUUUCUGACAAGGAAAUACAAGCGGCCAUCACUUCGUGAUUGGGAUGUCAAGACGGCAAACCAAGACCUUCAGAAGGUCCAUGACCUUAUGGGACUCGAGCAUGGACUGACGGCAGGGGUAACCAGACUGUACAGCGCUGAUGAAGGUCCGCUUGUAUUGUGUUUUGAUGCAGAUACUUGUCCACUCUCUAAGGCAGAGAUGCAUCUUAAUCAUUGUAGGUCUUGUAUGCGGAUCUACACUACAACCGCGGAAACCUUGGAAAGAAGAAUAGCUGAGGGAAAUGUUGAAACUUAUCGGAAAAAUAAUGCAGUUCCAAAAGAAACAAACACAACCAAGGACAAUCCGAUUGAAGUGCAACCCGAAACAGAGGAGAAUAAGAGUUCAAGUAAUGAAAAAGGGAUGGAAGUACCUGAAACUGAAGAUAAUAGAAGUUUGAGUGCCGGAACAUAUCUAACUCAAAAAAGAAAAGAAAGGAGUUGUAGUGUAGAUAAUGGACAGACUCAGAAUGAAUCUUCCAUACCACAAACAAGCACUCGAGGGGAAGAAAGGUUGAAUAAUCAAGAAGAUGUAGCAGAUGAGAUCAAUGCCAAAAUCAUUGAUGGCAAAAGCCUUGAUGAUUCAGUGACGAAAGCAUGCAAUAUGGGUCUUUCCUUUACACAGGAAACAAUCUUGAAGUGGUCAGAGUUUUUUGAUGGGGAGAAGCUUCGAAUGCAGGGUAAGAAAUGAAUAUAUAUGAUGUGU
Molecule: messenger RNA, 850 nt
Organism: Medicago truncatula (barrel medic)
Lineage: Eukaryota; Viridiplantae; Streptophyta; Magnoliopsida; Fabales; Fabaceae
Exons: 5
Coding region: 47-835 (262 amino acids)
Source: RefSeq, a predicted model, not a curated record